Molecule: messenger RNA, 5426 nt
Organism: Rhipicephalus sanguineus (brown dog tick)
Lineage: Eukaryota; Metazoa; Arthropoda; Arachnida; Ixodida; Ixodidae
Product: head-specific guanylate cyclase
Exons: 10
Coding region: 1405-3624 (739 amino acids)
Biological process (GO): cGMP biosynthetic process; response to oxygen levels
Cellular component (GO): guanylate cyclase complex, soluble
Molecular function (GO): guanylate cyclase activity; heme binding
Source: RefSeq, a predicted model, not a curated record
GUCGGCGUUGGCGCCACAGCCACCGUCGUUGCACUCUCGCCUCGCUGACGACGAGACGAGGUUGACCCAGAGCGCGAGUGGGCGGGUGUGUGUGUGCGCGCGCGCGCAGCGCGAGCCAUCGAGUUUGUGACCGUCCCGUCUCCGACGCUCUGUCAAGAGCGGGGGCUGCGUGCACCACGUGACCGAGACGAGCGUUCUCUCCGUUGUUGAUUCUUCGCCUGGGGACUCGUUCCUUCAUCGGGAAGACAGAGGAAGUUUCCCGAACGUGCGUUUGGAGUUCGUUCUUUCCGAGUCCCGCUCAGCCAUUUCGAGGUGACGCACAGACCAAAUGAGCGCUCUGGUAACAUCGGAGAAGUUCUGCUUUCGCCUCAAGUAUCUCUAUCUUGGAACAAACUGCGAUGACUAGGAGUCUCGUGUGACAAGAAAAAAAGAGCUUCCACCUCGUAAAACUUGAUAAAUGCACAGUGCGCGCGUCGUCAAUCGGCAGGCACUCAAGUUGUUUGCCUCAGUCGGCGCGGGUGUGUAAACAAAACGUCCGUACACACGCGCCGAGGACACUUUCAGACUCGGACAAAAAUACCCAGAAGCAAGUUUUCAUAUCCUGCAUUUUGUGUCUUAGUUUCGUAUAUACAACGAUCGAGAUGCUUUCAGGCUCGGUAUUCUCCUGAGCGAGUCUGGCGACGGCAUAAACGUUCCAGCGCGCAAAGCGAGCUGAGGCGCUCUGUAUUUAGGGCCUUCAGACAGGGGAAAUACACUAGCAUAGCAAGAAAAGUAUCAGAAAAAAUAGAGGGAGGGUUCCUUAUAGGAGUCAUAUGGAAGCUGCUGAUACUAGCGCGUAAUCAUAAAAUAUACGACAAGUAAAGACGAGCGGAACUUUACUGCCGGACGGGCACCUUCUGAUCGUGUCUUCCAAUAUAGCGCUAACGAGAAAGCAUGGCAGUGACAUAGCCCUUAAUACGAGACAACAAGUAAACGAAAGCUGUUCGACGUCCUUGUACUGAAGCGGGACGGCAAGAAAAAACGGAGAGCCAUCCGAAACAACGCCGAGGAGAAAAGAGACGGCUGGAAAGAGCGGAAGUUUUAGGAGUAUUGGCUCUUAACGAGACGACACCCGAAUUCGCGAAGGGAAGGAAGGAGGACAAGAAGGAUAAAAAGAAAGGCAGAGAAGUUAACCAAGGCUGAGCCCGGUGGGCUACCCUACAAGAAAAAAAGGACAGUGACACAAGCGACGACAUACCGGCGCCAACUGAGCCCGCAGGCGACCGUUCAGCUGAGCGAAAGACACGAUUUCCGCAUUACCACCACCUGACUCUUGGUCUCCCAUCGGCGUGGUCAGAGUUGGCGGCGGCAAAUCGCGACGCGUCGUAAAAGCGGAUCGCUCUAGAGAAGCGGCCGCAGGGAACGAUGAGUGGCUCCGAUUCGGGCGGCGGUUGCCCGCUGAUGGGCGGUCCGAAGUCAAGCGCGGGUCCCAGCGCGGCGCCUAAACUCAUGGCACCCGCUCUCCUGGUAGUUCCGGACUCGUCGCCACUGACGCGUCGCCGAUGGAGCUCGGGGGGCGUUAUCAGCCCUCGAAGCCCGGUGACGCCGAGGGAGUUUCGCGGUGGCGGUGGACUCUCGCCCGACCUGCUGUCGGCCGACCGACCGGAGACGCCCGAAGGCGAGAGGCUGGACCUGAGAGCCAUCGGAGCGGCUGUGUCGGCGCUGCUGGCUCCGAACCCGUCAGCAGUGGUCAAGGCACUCCGUCAAGUGGUGUCCGAUAAGGAUCCUGCCUUGUGGGAUGAACUUGUGCGGGCAAUGGACGACGGGCUCAACGCCCGCGAGGCGUCGCUACUGCACGACGAGCUGCGGGACGACGACAGCGUGAGUGGGGUCGAAGAUGGUGACGCCCAGAUACAGUUCCUGCUCCGCCUGGCGCAAGAGGUGGCCACCAUUACAGGCCUGGCCCUGGACGCCGUCCUGGAGAGCGCCGGCGAGGCGCACGCUUCCUCCACCCUGGACUGGCACGGCAACGCGCUGCGCUUCCUGGGAGGCUCGCUGGCCGACUUCCUCGUCAACCUCGAGUCGCUGCACGUGGUCCUCGAGCGCGCACACCUGCCCCUGCGGGGCGGCCGCCUCAGCGGAGUGCGCGAGGAACACGGCCGCCUCGUGCUCCAGUGCGCGUCCAGAGGCGAGCCGCUGCUCAGGCUGCUGGCGGGCACGCUGCGCCGGCUCGCCUCGCAGCUGUUCCAGCUCAGCGUGCGCGUCAGCGUCGCCGGCUCCAAGGGGCAGCAGGCUACGCUCGUACUUCAGCCGGAGGGGAGCCCGGCGCUGACGCUGUCCGCGCCGGCCGGUGGCGUGGCGGCUGCGCCCGUGGCCAGCGCAAACCCGGAGGACCUGGCCGUGUCGGUGGCGACCUUCUGCCGCGCGUUCCCUUUCCACUUCAUGUGCGACCGGCAGCUGAAGCUUACGCAGCUCGGCAUGGGGCUGGCGCGUAUAUUCGGCGGCCGCGGCCGGGCCAGCACGCUGCCGGCGCUGUUCACGUUCGUCGAGCCCCGGAUAGAGAUGCGCUUCGACCACGUCGUGGCAAACAUUAACCUGCCAUUCCUGCUGCAGGUGCGCGAUGACGCCAUCAAACACGAAAGGUACAAGGGCAUGGAGAUCAAGGGCCAGAUGGUCCACUGUCCGGAGUCCCGCGCACUGCUGUUCCUGGGCUCGCCCGUGGUGGACGGCGGCCUGUCGGCCAUGCUGCGCCGCGGCCUCUACAUUUCGGACGUGCCGGUUCAUGACGCCACGCGCGACAUUCUCCUCGUGGAGGAGCAGAGUCGCGCUCAGGACGGCCUCAAGCGGCGCAUGGACAAGAUACGCGCCUCCAUCCAGGAAGCUAACCUGGCUGUCGAGGAGGAGCGACAGAAGAACGUCGACCUUCUGCACCUCAUCUUUCCGCCAAGGGUGGCGCGGAAACUGUGGCUCGGAGAAUCAGUGGAGGCGCAGCAGCAUGACCAAGUGACGCUGCUGUUCUCAGACAUCGUGGGUUUCACGGCCAUCUGCUCGACGGCCACCCCUAUGAUGGUCAUCAACAUGCUCAACGCCCUCUACACGCAGUUUGACCAGUUCUGUGGAGAGCUCGACGUCUACAAGAUCGAGACUGUCGGUGACGCAUACUGCGUGGCCAGUGGCCUGCGCAAGCAAGUGCACACGCACGCGCAACAAGCCGCCUGGAUGGCGCUCAAGAUGAUGGCGGCCGCCGGCCAGGUCCACUCGCACGACGGCAAGCCAAUACAGAUGCGCAUCGGCCUGCACACGGGCCUUGUGCUGGCGGGCGUGGUGGGCGUCAAGAUGCCCCGCUACUGCCUCAUCGGCAACGACGUCUCCCUCGCCAACAAGUUCGAGUCCGGCAGCAUCGCCAUGCACAUCAACGUCAGCCCCACCACGCACAGAUUACUGGUUCACACCGAGGGUUUUCGAUUCGAAGCCCGACCCCGCGAGUACCUGCCGGACGGCUUCCCGGAGCACAUCAAGGGAACGUGCCACUUCCUCAAGGGAUUCUUCCAUCCCAAACUGGACCCGGCCGAGCCGCUUGACGUGCAUAUACGCAAGGCGCAGCGUGAGCUGCGAAUGGACGCCUCACAAACGUGGCUCGCCUGAAUGUGUGACACAUAGGACGCGAAAUGAAUUGUCGAUGGCCUUUCGAUGAGCACCGCUGAAGGUGGGCGUGCCUGAGAUGUGCGCGUGGGCUGUGCAGGCCGGGAACAUUCCAAGCGUCGGAGGUCAAGACCACGGAGUACCGAAAAAAUUGGAGCGUCAACGCUCAAUGAGACUUGCUCAAAGUGCGGUGUCGUGGGGACGUCACUUCGGUGACAACGGGUGUUGUGUUGAACUCUAAAGCAUCUUUAAACACGCGUUGGGGAUCGUGCAUGUACAGGAGUUUCUCGAAUCUCCAUGGAUUGCAGAGCCAGGCUCGAUCUAAAUUGAAACCUGGAAUAGAUUCAUGUACAGUAUAUGUACGUCGCGACGUAGUUCUUUCUAGAGUGUCAUUGCGUCGAUUACUGCAGGGUAAUACGCUUAAGGUUUCUGGAUUUCCUGCCUAGCGAACCACUAAUUUUUCGCUGCAACGCGCGCGAACUGUCGGCAACACGUUGGGGCUACUGUCACUUACGUACUGCCUCAGAGCUCUGAAAGCAAUUCAUCGGUACGUUGUGGAGCGGAACUGUCUCACAUAUUGUUCUUGCGUAGGCUUGACAGAUGACGCCAAGAAAAUGUGACAACGCGGAACGACAGCAGGUGACAUUAGCUCAAUUUCGUUUGUCCAGUGUGUCGUUUAUCUGCAGUAGAGCCUACGUCAUUGCCAGAGAAGGCUGCCUAACGAGCUUUAUUAAGAUAAAUGGUGAGGUAGUGCUUUGUGUGCAGCGUUACGUGUUCUGAGGGGCUUAACCGGUGAUGCAAGGCCCUGCGAUAUAUCACGCGGUGGUGGUUCAUCGCAGCUCGAAGAGAAAUAAAUGCGAAAACAAAUUGCGUACGCGAGUACGCAAGUAGCCAUUUGGCAGAAAAAAAAAAGUCAUUUGCGAGUCCUCAUCAACUCGCCACAUUUAUGAAAUGAAACAGUGCCACUGGGUGAGUCCAAGGAAAUUCUAUAUGUUCGCCACAUUUCUCUACACAUAGAUAAUUUUAUCCAGUAAGCGAUGAUGUUUGUUUUCAACAUCUGUCGCUUCGUUCUAGUCAGUCACUGAAGCCGAAGGGAGAGGGGGAAGAGGGGAAGGGGAGUUUCCACAAUAAUGUUAAAGGAGGUCCAUGCUGCGAAUAGACUCCUGAAAGUGACACAUACCGCGUGUCAUAAUGUUUGUUCAUCAGUGUAGGCUAAGCAUAUGGCUCGGCACGACCUUGUUUUGACAAUUGUCUAAACGAAAAGAUCAUUCACUAAUUCAGUUUUUACAGAAUACUGCUACUUAGUAUUACGUCAUCGAUUAGCUUAUCGCUGUUUCCAUGAGAUGUUCACUGUUGUUGUCGUGGUAAUUGCAGGUGGGCAGUGUUGCAAUUAGAAAUUAGAAAUGAUCAGCACUUGUUUGGUGGACGUUGCACACGGAAGCAAGUUUGUUUUAGCAUGUCGGUUGUGAUGUUAACGGUGUAGUUUACAAUGCCGAAUAUUGUUCAAGUAAUUCACAGGGUUUCCCCAGUGUGAUUCUAGAGAAGUCUGUUUGUGAGUGUUUCCUACCAUGGUAACCACCAGUUUUAUUGUUUUAAAAAGUCUGACUAUGUUUAUUCACUGCACAACUUUAAUACUUGACGCUUUACGCGACCAUAAAUGCAGGCUGGUGCCGAACAGCGCCUUCACGUCUUAUCUUACUUGCUUGAAUCCUUUUGCGAGCAUCUAGACUUUUACAGCGAAAGCUGUUAUGAGAUCACAACAAGGGCUGUUUUUGGCGCCGUAGUUGUCCGCCGCCGCCGCCGCC